Messenger RNA from Laccaria bicolor S238N-H82, 801 nucleotides. RefSeq lists its product as uncharacterized. Gene Ontology annotation, molecular function: oxidoreductase activity, acting on the CH-OH group of donors, NAD or NADP as acceptor. The transcript has 5 exons. The record is from RefSeq and is a predicted model, not a curated record. The coding region runs from base 1 to 801 and encodes 266 amino acids. NCBI's taxonomy places the organism in Eukaryota, Fungi, Basidiomycota, Agaricomycetes, Agaricales, Hydnangiaceae.
AUGGACCCAUCGCCUGCCAUCCCUGCUUCUGCCCUCUUUUCGCUCAAAGGCCAGACUGCGCUCAUCACAGGUGCAACUAGAGGCAUUGGCGCCGCAUGCGCGAUAGCGCUCGCCGAGGCCGGAGCUUCCGUUUGCCUGGUUCAGCGCCAACCUUCGGAAAGCACACCCCCUAAUCACGAGACCCUCAACGCCAUUCGCGCGCUAGGCGCCACCGCAGAGGUUGUUUACUGUAAUUUAGACGACCUCGACGCCGUCAAAGGCCUCUUCCAGAAGGCUCUCGAUGUUAUGGGCGGCCAAAUCCAUAUCCUUGUCAAUUGUGCUGGAAUUCAACGGAGGUCUCCAGCUGUGGCCUUCCCCGAAAGUGAUUGGGAUGAUGUCCUUAAUGUGAACCUCAAGUCCGUCUGGCUAUUGUCACAAGCUGCUGGCCAGCACAUGGUUCCCCUCCGCCGAGGCAAGAUCAUCAAUUUCUGCUCCCUACUCACAUUCCAAGGCGGUUUGACCGUUCCGGCAUACGCGGCGGCGAAAGGAGCUCUUGGCCAGCUCACAAAAGCUCUUGCGAACGAAUGGAGUUCUCAAAACGUUCAAGUAAAUGGAAUAUGCCCAGGGUACAUCGCGACCGACAUGAACGAAAAACUUUUGGCGGACCCCACACGGCUGCGCCAGAUUUCGGAACGUAUCCCUGCAGGACGAUGGGGACAGCCCAAAGACUUUGCAGGUCCGAUCGUGUUCCUCGCGAGCCCAGCAAGCCAAUAUGUUUGUGGUGAAUUGCUCGUCGUCGAUGGAGGCUGGAUGGGCCGGUGA